Messenger RNA from Alternaria arbusti, 1536 nucleotides. RefSeq lists its product as uncharacterized. The record is from RefSeq and is a predicted model, not a curated record. NCBI's taxonomy places the organism in Eukaryota, Fungi, Ascomycota, Dothideomycetes, Pleosporales, Pleosporaceae. The transcript is spliced from 3 exons. Gene Ontology annotation, molecular function: peroxidase activity; heme binding. Bases 1 to 1536 code for a protein of 511 amino acids. Gene Ontology annotation, biological process: cellular response to oxidative stress; hydrogen peroxide catabolic process; response to reactive oxygen species.
AUGCUACUCUUCGACUCCAUCACCUUUUCCCUCUCAAUCCUCUCCACUGUCCCAAUCACACGCGCCGCGUUCUACUAUCCCACACCCGCCAUCUCCUUCCUCGAACACAUCCUCGUCGACAACUGGGGCGCUUAUGCUUCCAAUUUCUCCUCCGCAAUCACCCCUUGCACGAAUUAUGUUUCGCAGACCGGUACUACAGGGCUCAAUAGUGGUCGCACCACCGCUGCCCAAUGGAUGCGCGUCAUGUUCCACGACUUUAUCACCGCGAAUGUGAGUGCGGGCACGGGAGGUAUUGAUGCUAGUAUUGGAUUCGAGACGGCGAGGGAAGAGAAUAAGGGGAUGGCUGAUCUUGUUGCACUCGGUACAGUUAUGUCGAAUAAUCUCUGCGGAGGCGCGCAGAUGCCAUUUCGACCUGGCCGCGUUGAUGCGUUCGAAGCAGGAAAGACUACGGGCGUCCCGGCACCAGAGACGGAUCUAGAAGAGACACUACUUUUCUUCGAGCGCGCAGGGUUCGACAAGGUGGAUGCUAUUGGGCUCACGGCUUGCGGUCACACUAUGGGCAGCGUACACCACGGUGGCUUCCCGGAGGCUGUAGACGAGAGCUUCGUCACGCCCAAUAACACGAAUGGCGGUAGUAACUUCGACACUACACGCGGAGUCUUCGACCCAAACGUCCUCGGCGAAUACUUGAACGGAACGGGAAACAAAGGAGGACCGCUAGUCAUGUCGUAUAACGACACGAUGAAUUCCGAUAAAAGGCUUUACGAGAGCGAUAAGAAUGCGACGAUGCAUGCUCUAUUCGCGCAAGGAAUAGGCUUUCUUGCUACGUGUGCCGAUCUCAUGGGCCGGGCCAUCAACACUGUACCUGCUGGUGUUCAGCUCUCCGAGCCAAUUGCUGUCAUGCCGGUCAAACCUCUGAAUGUGACCUACGACUUCAGGGAUGACGGAAAGUUGAUGCUCUCGGGAAAGAUCAGAAUCCUCACACCGGCAGGCAGCUCAACCCCGCGAUCACUAACUCUUCGCGUGAGCGACAACGAGACAGAACUUGAAUCAGAAGCCGAGACAGGAAGCUCGGCUUUUGGUCGCAGUGGUAGUGAAUACGGAAUUACGACUUACUUCCCGUUCUCGCUUUCCGGACCAGCCAUCCAAAAUGCCACGUCCUUCUCUGUCCAGGCACCUAAUGUACCGGAACAGACUUUUCGGAUCGAUAGCCAGGCAUUCGUCGUUCCAAGCCUGACAGUCCUGAGCGGAACAGCACUUAACGCGACGAUUGCCCUGUGCAGCAAGUUUACGUCGUGUGAAGACUUAACAGUCCACAUUGCCGCGCCAUUAGAACAGCAUGGCACGCUGGCGCCGAAAAUAAAUGGAAUGGAUUUGGUAGUGAGCAAGGCGACAAAGAAAAAGAGAGUAUGUACACUUUGCCGGGGGCAGGUUAUCCUGCAAGAUGUCCCGACUGGACUGGUCACUGUCGAAGCCUUGUUGGACGGCAAAGUCGUAGAUACUCUCCUAGUCAAUGGAGGGCAGGCCGGUUGGUAA